CCCGUCUGCAAAAAUAUAAUGUCUUACACACCCAUUAGCCUUAUCUUUUCCAAAAACCAUUGUACUGCUCAAAAACUGUUAAACCAUAUUAUAUACUCUCUCCUUUUUCUUUCCUCGCAUAAUACAUGAUCAAUGCCUAUUUAUUGUACAAUUAACUGACAUAAUUGUUCAAGUUCCAAUAUUUUUUUUAUUGUAAAAGCUUAUACCUUUUGUUCUUCCAAUCUAUAUAAGCUUCCAUUCAACAAACAAACACACACUGCAUCAUCAGUACUGGUAUAAGUAUUCCAUGGCAUCUGAAGAAAGCACAGUUAAUGCAACUACCAGAUUGUACGAAACUGGUGCAUCUUCUUCUGUUCAGUUACUGACUCAAGCAAGGAUUCUUCUCAUCCUGCUGGCUCUUGGGUUAGUGUUCUAGUUUUGGAAGCACCUGGAUCUAGCAUUGGUAAUUAAGAAGGAUCAGUUUGUCAUUCAGCUUUCAAUUGGAUCUCUUUUAGUUUCACUUCAUCAGUGACUGUUAUGGAUGGUCUAAGUUGGGAUGCCUCAUCAGUACAACUUGUUGCUAACACACCGAUCUUGUGGAGCACUCAGCCUCAAGACCUUGAAGGAGGCUAUCUUCAUUCCAUGCCCCACCUAUGUUCAAGUGCUCUCAAUCAAACAGGCUACCCAUAUCCAUGUUCUGAAAAAGUGAGGGGCAUGGUUCACUCAUCCACUACUUGUGAGAUGAUGAGUAUGAUGCCAAACACAAAUCUGCCACAAAGAAUUACAGCAACCAUGCCUGUGAAAUCAGUAGUAGCAGCUGGAGCCAGUUGGGAAGAAACUUUAACAUCCCAAUCACGCCCGUCCCUUUCAGCGAAUAUGAACCAAACUAGCAAUUAUGUAGCAGAUUUCAACAUGGCCCACCAGCAACAACACCAACACCUUAUCAAUGGCACACAAAAUGGCAAGGCUACUACCUGCUCUCUUGAUCAGUCACUUGAUUGCUUGCUUUCAGCUACUAAUAAUAGCAACACAGACAUGUCUGUCCAAGAUGAUGGGAUUUCCAUGAUUUUAUCUGACUGCAGAAACCUAUGGAAUAACUUCAGUUAUGGCAGUGUAGCUAAUACCUCUGGUGAAUCUGAGAGCAAUGCUUCCAUUAAUGCUAGAAACAGUGACAUGAGGUAUCCCUCAGUCAGUGAACUGGAUGAAUCAGUGUCUCAAAGUUUCUCUGAUCAAUAUCUCAGUCAAGGAAGAGUAAUAGAUUCAUCUGAAGUUAUUUGCACAAAAAGGAGCAGUAGUUCGGGCUUCAGCAUUGCUCAGAAUUCUUCUGCCACUGAAUUAGGUGGUUUCACGCUUAUCUCAGAGACUUCACCAAAGUCCAAGAGACCCAGAUGGGAUCAUAAGUAUCCUGGUUCAUCAAAUAUCAACUUCCAGCAGCCAAAUUCAUCUGUGACACCUUCCUUUGAAGAACCUGAUCCAGAAGCCAUAGCACAAAUGAAGGAAAUGAUAUAUAGGGCUGCAGCUUUUAGGCCAGUGAACUUGGGCCUGGAAGCAGUGGAAAAGCCUAAAAGGAAGAAUGUUAGGAUAUCUUCUGAUCCACAGACUGUGGCUGCCAGGCAAAGAAGGGAGAGAAUAAGUGAGAGGAUUAGGGUUUUGCAGAAGAUUGUGCCUGGAGGAAGCAAGAUGGAUACUGCAUCAAUGCUUGAUGAAGCUGCAAACUACCUCAAGUUUCUCAGAUCACAAGUCAAAGCACUAGAAAAUCUUGGUAACAAGCUUGACACAAUGAAUUGUCCUCCUACUAACAUAGCCUUCUCUUUCAACCCUUCUUUUCCCAUACAAACACAUUUCCCCAUCCAAAACCCUAGCAGCCACAUCCAAUACUCCAAGGGUUGAAAACUUGACAUGAAUAUUAUCAUGGAAGAUAAGAUGUAAAAAGGGGUCUGAGAACCCAUAACCUCUAAUUUUAUUCCAUCCAGUGAGUAUGAUUAACGUAUGCUCAUGUCCUAGCCACCAAAACUGCAAUUUUGUUCAUUAGUAGUCAUUCAUGUCAUUUUCUUCAGAAUAUCUACAGUGAGACUUGUUUAAAAUUCUCAUUAAUGAUGACAAUUUCUAGUUGCUAUGAUAAAUUAUGGGUGUGCAUGAGAGAGUGAAUAAGGUAGUUUUGGUUACACUAAUGCUUUUGAUGGUUCCACGGCAAU
Glycine soja is the source of this 2174-nucleotide messenger RNA. RefSeq names its product transcription factor bHLH87-like. Gene Ontology annotation, biological process: regulation of DNA-templated transcription. The transcript is spliced from 3 exons. The record is from RefSeq and is a predicted model, not a curated record. NCBI's taxonomy places the organism in Eukaryota, Viridiplantae, Streptophyta, Magnoliopsida, Fabales, Fabaceae. The coding region runs from base 517 to 1869 and encodes 450 amino acids. Gene Ontology annotation, molecular function: DNA-binding transcription factor activity; protein dimerization activity.